Diabrotica virgifera virgifera (western corn rootworm) is the source of this 3455-nucleotide messenger RNA. RefSeq names its product inactive dipeptidyl peptidase 10. Gene Ontology annotation, biological process: proteolysis. The record is from RefSeq and is a predicted model, not a curated record. Gene Ontology annotation, molecular function: serine-type peptidase activity; dipeptidyl-peptidase activity. The transcript has 18 exons. Bases 505 to 3159 code for a protein of 884 amino acids. Lineage: Eukaryota; Metazoa; Arthropoda; Insecta; Coleoptera; Chrysomelidae.
CGAGAGAAAAAAAGGAGAAGAAGAAAUGCGCCAAAAAUCCGCACGGAGGCGCUGGAGAGCCUCCGUCCCGGCGAGCUCUGCUGCAGUGUUCGAACGCGAUGCUCGGCGUCCAGACGCUACAGCCGCCGCUAUCCCAAAACUCUUAGUGCAAGUGAACAUCUUCUGAUCUCAACUGAAAGUAGCUUUAGUGAAAGUUGAACCUGCUGGACUUUUCUUACGGUUUUUUUAGUGUUUCGUCGGUACGUGAUCUCUAGGUGACUGUCAUUCCUGAUUUAUGGACUUUUUACUUGGAAAUCACUAACUUAAAUGUGCCCAGGAAAGCAGAAUUUUCGGUGUGUGCCCUUUACACCAACCUAAGACAGUGGCGGCGCAGGUUGCAACGAGUGGAGUGCGGUUGCGGCAGCCUGCAGCAACGCCUCAGUCGCAGCAGCAGCCAGAGACAACGAUAAAAAAGAAGAAGAAGCCAACUUCUAAAAAGACCCUGGCGAGGGCAUCGGAAGAGGAAUGCACGCCCAUGUGCAGUCUGACAGAAAUGAGUGGCGAUUGCCGCCCGACGAUACGCUGCAAGUCGGCGAGCCAAAAACGAAGAAGUCCGAGGUAGGUGACGAAGAGGAGCUAGCACUUCAUGAAGAUGAGGGACAUAACUGGUGGUCUAUUAUCUUUUCUCUACUGGUAAUCGGCCUAGUUAUUUCUGGAAUAGUCGGCGCCAUCUUCAUCGUGGGGUACGUGGAUGAACUGCUGUAUUGGCAUGGCCAAAGGAUGCAUCUAGAAGAACUGUUAGAAGGUGAUCUAACGCCAAAAAAACUCCCUUCGCAAUGGCUGUCUUCUACCCAUUUUGUUUUUCAAUCUGACGAUGGAAGUCUGUCCAUUUUAGAUACCAGUAAAAAUUUUAGCGUUACAGUUUUGGUUACCAAUAAUACCUUAAGACAACUCAACGUUAAAGGAUAUCAGUGCUCAAAGGAUCUCAGCUACGUCCUCUUCCAACAUAACCUCAAAUCAGUAUUCAGACAAUCCUUCACAGCCCACUACACAAUCUACGACGUCAGUAAAGACCACUACAAAACAUUUAAAAUUUCGGAUAGAGUUUUUCAAGAAACGGAGUCACGGAAAAGUCACCAUAUUCCAGUUCGGUUAGAGUCUUCGCCUAAAGCACAGCCUGAGCGUCUUCAGUAUGCUUCGUGGCUGGGUGACACCACUUCGUUAUUGAUUGUAUUCAACAACGACAUUUACCAUAGAAAAUCACCGACCGAAGAAUUCGACACAAGAAUAACGUUCACCGGUCAUUCUGAUAUUAUCUAUAACGGGAUACCUGAUUGGUUAUACCAAGAGGAUAUCUUACAAAGUCCAGAGGCCUUGUGGAGUUCCUACGACGGAACUCAUUUAAUGUAUGCUACUUUCAACGACAGUCAAGUGGGAACCAUGAACUUUCCAUGGUUUCAGUUCCAAACUGGAUCCGUUUUAGGAUCGCCGGGGGUCUACCAAAGAGCCCCAAACUUUCCCUCUUCUAGAACACUAAGGUAUCCAACGCCUGGGACGCCUAUACCCUCAGUACAACUGUGGAUUGUAGAUAUUUCUAAUUUAACUUCGUUAGAGUAUCAUCUUGUUCAACCACCAAAAGCCUUACAAAGACAGGACUACUAUUUAACAUCGGCGGGUUGGAUAGGCCAAAACAAUACGCAAGUGGCUGUCGUAUGGAUAAACAGAGCGCAGAAUCUGAGCAUAGUUUCGGCGUGUUUGGCACCAAACUGGACGUGUGUCGAGACACACACAGAACGUGCUGCGGACAAAGCGUGGUUGGAAAUCCAGGAGCAUCCUGUAUUUUCUCCGGACGGUGACAGUUACUUAUUGCUGGCGCCGGUGCAGGAGGGAAGCAGGGAGACCUACACCCACAUUAAACACAUAACUGUCACGCAGCAACGUAUAGCAGUGCUGAGUCACGGACGUCACGAAGUGACGAAAAUUCUUUCUUGGGACUCCGUUAGCCAUCUUAUUUAUUAUCUAGCUACGGAGGAAAAUCGUCCAGGCCAACGACAUCUCUACGUCGUCCGAGACCCUAGCACUGACGAUCCACGUCGACUUGAGUCACACUGUAUUACGUGUGAUCUGGGGGACGUCCUCUGGAGUAGUCGUUUCCUCUACCGAAACUGCACUCACUUUAGUGCUCAGGUGAGUCCUCGUCUGGACGACUCCAAUGCCUCAUACUACGUCCUUCACUGCGAAGGACCAGGGCUUCCAUUAGCUGCUGCGCACAACGCCAGCACGCACAAACUCCUCAAAAUCUUAUACGACAGCAGGGCGUCGAAAUGGCCUCUGUUGGAGAAGUUAGCCAUGCCCAAGAAGAAAUCUUUAGAGGUGCCUUUGCCGCAGGGCAGCAGAGCGCAAGUACAGCUCCUGUUGCCGCCUUCAUGGAGAGAGGAACUCAGGGAUGCCGCCUAUCCAGUUCUAGUUGAAGUUAAUGGUAGGCCAGGCAGCAAAUCGGUGACGGAAGAGUUCCAAGUGGAUUGGGGAACUUAUAUGUCUAGUCAUUGUGAUGUAGUUUACAUUAAACUGGAUGUCAGAGGUGCCAGAGGUCAAUCCGACCGCUCGAUAUACCAUCAACUUGGUGGUGUGGAAGUCCAGGAUCAGGUAACUGUGUUAGAACAUCUACUAGAAAAGCAUAAAUACCUGGACAAAACUCGAAUAGGCAUUUGGGGAUGGGGUUAUGGCGGCUACGUUACAGCAAUGGUCCUCGGCUUGGGCAAUCAACAAAAAGUGUACAAAUGUGGUAUAUCAGUCAGUCCCAUUUCUGACUGGCUAUUCUACAAUGCCGCUUUUACGGAACGAAUAAUGGGCCUACCCAACGAAAAUUACAAAGGGUAUGUCGAGGCCGACGCCACCCAGAGAGCUCGAAACAUUCCCAAACGAUCCUUCUUCCUAAUUCACGGCAUGGCCGAUCUCACAGCACCUUAUCAGCAUGGGGUGAUGCUUGCCAGUGCCCUCACCGAGGCGAGGGUCCUCUAUAGAUAUCAAAGUUAUGCCGACGAAGGGCAUCUAUUAGAAGGCGUGAUAGAACACGUCUACAAUUCUAUGCAGAAUUUUUUUGAAGAGUGCCUUAACCUCGACACCGACGAAAAAGCCAAAGAGCGAGAAGAGAAGAAAGAAAAGGAGGAAAAUGAGUAACGCACGAGCGGACGGAGUUAACAAAGAGGGCGAUGCCGAUAUCACUAUUGAAGACUGCAGACUGAGAUCGCCUCUGGCUCAGUGAAUUAGUCCGAUGGGUUCAGGAGUGGUCAGAGAGGCGGUCGUUCGUUUCGUAAGACGUAGUAGGAUUGAUAGUAUUCUCUACUCCUCGGGCAGGUCUUACUAAAGUACCUUACAAGUUAGAAAUUUGGUUAAUUUCUUAUUUUAAAUUUGAAUUGAACUAAGAAAUUGGCACUCAAUGUUUAUUGCUAUUAAAAAGUGAAAAAUUAAUUUUU